Messenger RNA from Nerophis lumbriciformis (worm pipefish), 636 nucleotides. The record is from RefSeq and is a predicted model, not a curated record. Lineage: Eukaryota; Metazoa; Chordata; Actinopteri; Syngnathiformes; Syngnathidae.
AUGGGGUCGGACGACACCUACAAUUUUGUCUUUAAAGUGGUUUUGAUAGGGGAGUCCGGCGUGGGUAAGAGCAACCUGCUGACACGUUUCACCAAAAAUGAGUUCAACCACGACAGCCGUACCACCAUCGGUGUGGAGUUUAGCACGCGGACCGUCCAGCUUGAGAACUCCACCAUCAAGAUGCAAGUGUGGGACACUGCCGGCCUGGAGCGCUACCGGGCCAUUACCUCAGCCUACUACCGCGGAGCGGUGGGCGCCCUGCUGGUGUUCGACAUCAGCAAGCACCUGACCUAUGAGAGCGCCGAGCGCUGGCUCAAAGAGCUGUACGAGCACGCCGACCCCCACAUCGUGGUCAUGCUGGUGGGCAACAAGAGUGACCUGGUGGACCUCCGCACCGUGCCCGCAGAAGAAGCCAGAGCCUUUGCAGAGAGCAAAGGUCUGAUGUACAUGGAGACGUCGGCACUGGACUCGACCAACGUGGAGGCGGCUUUCAUCGACGUUUUGACGGCUAUCCAUCGCAAAGUGGCCAGCAGAGAGGUGACCCGGGGCUCCAUCAGCGCUGUGACAUUAUCGGGAACGAUCGGAGACAGCAGCGUGGCCCAGGAGGAGCGAAAGCGAUGCUGCAGCAAUUCGUAA